Messenger RNA from Drosophila montana, 835 nucleotides. RefSeq lists its product as uncharacterized. The coding region runs from base 5 to 835 and encodes 276 amino acids. The record is from RefSeq and is a predicted model, not a curated record. The transcript is spliced from 4 exons. Lineage: Eukaryota; Metazoa; Arthropoda; Insecta; Diptera; Drosophilidae.
GGGGAUGUCAUGGCGAGAACCUGGGUUUAGAAAUAGCCAAAUCAAGCCCAACUCACGAACAUUUCUUAUUUUGUGCCUAGUUAUCUCCUGUUUUAUUCAUUACGGCGAUGCGCAUGGAAGACUUAUCGAACCCCCAAGUAGGGCAUCGGCUUGGCGUUAUGGAUUUCAAACUCCGCCAGACUACAAUGAUCAUGAACUCUAUUGCGGUGGUUUCACUCGACAGUGGAAGCAUAAUGGAGGAAAAUGUGGGGAGUGUGGCGAUGCCUGGGACUUGCCUGAGCCACGCCCACAUGAAUAUGGUGGCCAAUGGGGACAGGGUGUUGUUGUUCGAAGCUAUUUGCCGAGCUCCGAAAUGAUUAUUCGUGUGGAGUUGACUGCAAGUCAUAUGGGGUACUUUGAGUUUAGGUUAUGCCCGAAGCCAAGUGCUACGCAGUUUUGCCUUGAUCAAAACGUGUUGCCUAUAAUAAGCGGUUCGCCCUCGCAGCGUAGUCCAACAGACUUGAACAGUCGAUUCUAUCCCCGUAAUGGUAGUCGCAUUUAUGAAAUCAAAGCGCAAUUGCCUGACCUGUUGUGUAAUCAAUGCGUGCUACAGUGGCGCUAUAUAGCCGGAAAUAAUUGGGGCUUAUGUGACAAUGGAAGCGGUGCAGUUGGCUGUGGUCCUCAAGAGGAGUUUCGGUCAUGUUCCGAUAUCGCAUUAACAAAAGAUGCUCGUCUGCCCAAUCGUCCUAUUCGACCUAUACUCCGCAUUACUACACCUCCUACAACUCCUAAGAAUGAUCAACAAUUCCAGUCAAUUGCCAAGUCUGCUGACCACAGCGCCGAUUCCACCACCUAG